Gossypium arboreum is the source of this 1059-nucleotide messenger RNA. RefSeq lists its product as uncharacterized. The record is from RefSeq and is a predicted model, not a curated record. The transcript has a single exon. NCBI's taxonomy places the organism in Eukaryota, Viridiplantae, Streptophyta, Magnoliopsida, Malvales, Malvaceae. Bases 1 to 1059 code for a protein of 352 amino acids.
AUGGCAGUUAAUCGCUUGGAGUCUCAAGGUAAAUUACCUUCCCAGACAGAGCCGAACCCUCGGCAGAAUGCUAAUGCAAUCACUCUUCGUAGUGGAAAGGUUCUGGAAACAGUACCAACUAAAAGUCAUAGGCAAGACAAGGAACAGGAAAAGCAGAUCUCCGAUCCAACAAUCAGGCCAGAAUUAGAAGUUCAGAAACCAGUUGUGAUGCCACCUCCUUUUCCAGGGAGGCUUGCAAGGGAUAAAAAAGAGAAUAAGGAAAAGGAAAUCCUCGAGACAUUCAGGAAGGUGGAGGUAAAUAUUCCUUUACUCGAUGCUAUCAAACAAAUCCCUCGUUAUGCAAAAUUCCUCAAGGAAUUGUGUACUAGAAAGAGGAGGUUAAUAGGUAAUGAAAGAGUAAAUGUAGGAGAAAAUGUCUCCGCAGUGCUGCAAAAGAAAGUUCCACCCAAAUACAAGGACCAAGGUAUGUUUGCUAUUCCUUGUGAGAUAGGCAAUGUAGGCAUUAAGAAAGCUAUAUGUGAUUUAGGGGCUUCCAUUAAUGUUAUGCCUUAUUAUAUUUAUAAGCUGAUUAACGCGGGUCCUUUAAAAGAGACAGGAGUAAUAAUCCAGUUGGCGGACAGAUCAGUCAUCUAUCCCGAAGGGCUGCUUGAAGACGUCCUUGUUAAAGUUAAAGAAUUAGUUUUCCCUGCAGAUUUCUACAUUAUUAGUAUGGAAGAUGAUAAUUCAACUAAUUCGUCUGACAUUUUGCUUGGAAGGCCGUUGCUAAGUACCGCGAGCGCAAAAAUAGAUGUUCGAAGUGGAACGCUGACCAUGGAGUUUGAUGGCAAAAUUGUGAAAUUCAAUAUCUACGAGGCCAUGGGUCAUCCUAACUCUCUAUUAAAUAUUUCUAGCAUUGAUAUUUUAGAUUGUUUAACUCAAUCUUAUUCUGAAUAUCAUGACUUUGAUGAGUUGGAAACUGUCCUUUACAGAAACAUUGACAUAGAUGUUUUACAUCAUCUCGAAGGAUUCGCAGUCAUUGAAGAUCCGUUACAAGAAAUCGUCAAUCACUUGGAUAUGUAA